Protopolystoma xenopodis is the source of this 216-nucleotide messenger RNA. Lineage: Eukaryota; Metazoa; Platyhelminthes; Monogenea; Polystomatidea; Polystomatidae. The record is from the annotation of a GenBank genome assembly.
AUGGCUAGGAGUAAAGUGGCUCAGGAGAACUAUUUGGUUUUUGACGAUGCCUACAAAUGGUCUUUGCAAAUGCUGACGGAUGCUAUUGACGAUACGAUUAAUCUCAACGAGCUUUUGACGAUAAAUGAAGAGCACAUGCUAGAGGACGUAAAUAGAUGCACGGAGGCAGUCGAGGUGAGUUAUUACUCAGCGACUACAAGCAAACGGUUAUUAUAA